Syngnathus typhle (broad-nosed pipefish) is the source of this 1297-nucleotide messenger RNA. It is a transcript of the gene mnd1, whose product is annotated as meiotic nuclear divisions 1 homolog (S. cerevisiae). The coding region runs from base 174 to 791 and encodes 205 amino acids. The transcript is spliced from 8 exons. The record is from RefSeq and is a predicted model, not a curated record. Gene Ontology annotation, cellular component: nucleus. Lineage: Eukaryota; Metazoa; Chordata; Actinopteri; Syngnathiformes; Syngnathidae. Gene Ontology annotation, biological process: reciprocal meiotic recombination. Gene Ontology annotation, molecular function: double-stranded DNA binding.
ACACAACACAGCGCGGUCAUUUGACAGAGUUCCGCGGGAAUUUCGAGGCUUGAUUUUCAUUUGGAGGUAAAAACAAACAAAAGCAGACAAGAUUAAUCCCACAAAAGACUAUUUAACGAAGAUUUGUCACACGUUAGAGGUGGUGGACCUUUGUACGUGGCCUGCCCAUCAAAAUGUCCAAAAAGAAAGGAUUAAGUUUUGAGGAGAAGAGAAGUCGCAUGAUGGAGAUUUUCUUUGAAAGCAAGGACGUUUUUCAGCUGAAAGAUAUUGAGAAGAUUGCCCCAAAAACAAAGGGAAUCCAGGCCAUGACGGUGAAGGAUGUGCUGAAGAGCCUGGUGGACGACAACAUGGUGGACUGUGAGCGCGUAGGCACGUCCAACUACUACUGGGCCUUCCCCAGCAAAGCUCUGCACGCUCGCGAACUGAAACUGGAGGAGCUGGACAAACACGUGUCCGAGGCGAAGCAGCGGCAAAUUUCCCUGCAGGACGCCAUUGGAAAAGCCAAAGAAGGACGGCAGGAUACAAAAGAGAGAAGCACCAUGCUGAAGGAACUUCAGGCGCUGAAAGACGAGCGAGCUCAGCUGCAGACCGAGUUGGACAAGUACGAGGAGUGUGACCCGCAAGUUGUCGAACAGAUGAGAAAAUCAAACGUCGUGGCCAAGGAAGCCGUCUCCAGGUGGACAGACAAUGUUUUCGCCAUCAAAUCUUGGAUUAAGAAAAAGUUCACGUUUGAUGACAGCCGCAUCGAUCAAGCCUUCGGGAUCCCCGAGGACUUUGACUACCUGGACUGACUGACUCGGUCUUUCACUUUUGCCAGAUGGAUCUCCUCGCCCCAUAUUUGACUUUUUGGGCGAAGCCAGCAAAACAAGGGCAUCCAUUUCGUGGGCUUGCUGUCAGAAAACAGCUUGCACCUGUUAUUCUAAAAAAAAAAUGGACUUCCUGAGGAGUUCUUUUGUCGUUAUUCAGCCAUUUUCUAUUGAGUUCCUGUUUUGCCUCUGCAAAUGUUUGUCCGUUUCUACGCCAGGCCCGUACAAGUCAUGUUUCUGUUUGAGCCAGCAAAAUGGUCUGUCGCGGCACGUCAGCGAUGUCUUCUGAGAAGCAGAACAGAACUGCUUGCGUCGUAAAAGAUGCGGACGACUUUUCCUGACGCUUCACGAUGCGUCGGGGGGGGCUUUGUCGCUGCACACUGUUCACGUUUGUUUGUUGCAAAUACGAUGCCCUUAUGAAGUAGCGCAAGAGACAGGGAAAAAUGUCAAUAAAUGCCUGAGUGCAAGUUUGUUUGGACACACCCACCUGA